CACUUUUGCAGGUCGGGGGCCUUUCCACCACCGUUCAAGGAAAUCAUUUCUUCCAUUCAUUCAUUUCAUCUCUGUUCCCCAUCGUCCUCCUUCCUUUCACUGGUUAACAGGCUCCGGCAGCCACUACUCUUGAAGCGUGUACACUUGCGUUUGCGCUGGCAUGUCUGCAGUUUAUAGACUUGACUAAAGGGAACAAAAGGUCUCGAGUCAGGUUACGACGCCCCCCGAGUUGGCUUCACAAUGCUGACGGGACGGUCCAGACGACAGUCUAAACCGUGUCUGCUAGUCGUAUUGCUACAGCUUCUUUGUCUUACACUUACAGUCUACGGCUGGAACCUCAAGAAUCCACUGUCGCUAGCUGUCCGUCUACACCAGAAUGGCUCUGGCGGGAAAGAGGCAUCUCACGGUCUUCUUAGACGGGCCAGUACCGUGGCAAUAUCGGAAACCCAGCCAUCAAUAACCCCAACCAAAGCCAUAGCAGAAAAUAUAGAACGCAAUCUGACGGCAAGUCCCUCCACUGAAGCUCUGUCUACACCCUCUGCAACGGCGAUUCCAUCGAGCACAAGUUCUCAGACAUCUUCCGUCCAUGCACCAUCCGCCCCUGCACCAUCAACGGAGAGCUCACCAUCACCGAUUGUGACAAAUCCGCCUCAUACUGUAUCAGCGUCUCCGAGCGGUAGUCAUACACCUGAACUGGUUAGCAGUAUCAAUGGUGGGCCGCUACCAUCGUCCUCUACCUCAGUAUCCGAACCUCUACCUACGAGCACGACUCAGAGACAUUGGCGGCCUCCGGAAGCGUUGUCCAAACGCCCUGAGCUUCCUAAUGGAGAUCAGUCGGGCGGUACCCUAGACAGUUCGAAUGACAUCUCUCCCAGACGUGGUGAUGGACCGGUUUUAAUCCCGGCUCCAGGUGUGCCAGGUUCCGGACCGUCCGGUAGUUCUCCAUUCGCUGACGACAAAGGUGGACAGUCUUCUUCGGUCACCCGAAUCGCUGUUGGGUUGUUGGUGAGCGGUUUUAUCGCAGCCGCCGUUAUAGGAGGCUUCUUGCAACGACAACGCCGCCGAAGAGGUGAUCCGGAAUCAAAGAUCCCUCCCAAUUUGGAUGGAGACACAGCCGCCAUGGGUAGUCCAAAGCCUCUGAAUUUGGAAGCAGCCUUUACAACAUCCGCGUUCUCAGACUCAACGUCUACGGUAACAAGCGGCACAACACUUGGCAUGAACUCGGUCACGUCAACUGUUCGCGGUAUACCGACACCUACCCCCCUUCCAAAAGCACCAGUCCCGCAAACAGGAUCGAAUACAAAUAGACUUGCAGUAUUUGCUCUGAAGCACCUCAACUUCAAUCUCCCUCAACUACUCGCCUCAUCAGCCGCCAAAAAACCUACGCUUCCGGCAAUACUACUCUCAAAACCACCACCACUUGCCUCAUUAGCCCUACCUCACCUUCUUACUAAAGAGCGUGAUAAGGAUAUUGACGCAGAAGACUACCUAAUGCCGAUGCGCACUCGAUCCCUUGAAUCGGUGUCGCAGUACUUUCACAGCGACAAUGACACAGUAUCAAGUAGCGGAACAUUGCACAGCGAUAACAGCACAUUGUCAAGCAGCGGGACAUUGCACAGCGAUCCAGCAUUAGCCAGCCUGCGACGAAUGUCGUUACCCGAUGCGGCCAAAAUGGCUUCAAUAUCUUCACAUAGACGAUGCCAUUCACUCUCCAGACCUUUUGGUACCAUGGCAACGCGGCGACACGAUAGUUUUGGCGCAACGAGUACGUCGUCAAAUAGUACAGGACGGAUGUCACAAUUUGGAGGAAGCGAUUCCAGCGCAGAGAGUCUAUCCCGAUACUUGGUGUAGACUUUGCAGAUAGAUGGACAAUGUCUCUAGGUUUUUUGCAUAGGAGUUUUGGAUAGUAGUUUUAGGAUAGAUCCUGGCAUAUUAGAUUGCAACAUUACACGAUGCAAAGACGUUUGCAUGCUCCCACAUCCCUCUACCAGAAUGGGUAUCGCACACCGUCAGGUCGCGAGGAGGGUAUCUAACCCAUCUGUAAUUAAGAUACUAAUCAGCUAUUAUAUUUCAAUAAAUAUAUCGGUUGUUUUUCCGAAUACAUUGUCC
This is a messenger RNA of Spizellomyces punctatus DAOM BR117, 2109 nucleotides long. RefSeq lists its product as uncharacterized. Bases 241 to 1851 code for a protein of 536 amino acids. NCBI's taxonomy places the organism in Eukaryota, Fungi, Chytridiomycota, Chytridiomycetes, Spizellomycetales, Spizellomycetaceae. The record is from RefSeq and is a predicted model, not a curated record. The transcript has a single exon.